AUGCAGAAGAAACUUGUGCAAAGAGGGGAUGAGAUUGCUGCUGUUACACGUCAGCACGGUGGGGAGCAAGCGGAGGAAGGGGAAGAGCUAGCUAAGCUAAAGGUCAUCGAAAGCAGCCAUCAGGCGAGAAGUUCGGACAUGGAGAUAAGGACUUCUGGUGCUCUUGUGGACAGCAUGGAGCUGGUGACGAUGCUGGCCGGGAGCAGGGAGCAGGCAUCGCUGCCUGCCAGGCAUGGUGCGGUGCCAGCGGCGGGCGGGGGCACGGAGCACAUCAGUCCCCCCACCGGCGGUGGGGAUUUCACCCCGCCAGGAGCAGGGCCCCCAGACAGCCCGUCUGCCGGGACAGCAACCCGUCUGCCUGCCCGCAGCCAUCCUCCCGCCACUGGAAGCCAUCACCAUGCUGCGGGCAGCCAGGAGAGAGGCAAAAGGGCUCUGGCUUCUCCCGGCACCCCUGCAGCUGCUGAGAGGACACCGCAGGUUUUGGCAUCCAUCAGCACCGAUUCAGCCGAGAGGACGCUGGGCAGGCGCCGUGUGACCUGGGACGUGGCAGGGUUCGACAAUGUGACAAGGAUGGUGCUGCCGCCUUCCUCUGCGGAGACUCGUCCCCCAGGCACCGGCGGCCCCUCUCGACAGGCAAGCGGCUGGGCAGGCACGGAGCCACACAGCAGCCCUCCUGUGGGCACCAUGGCCGCUUCACCCAGCCCCUCGGGGAACAGUGGGGGGAUGCUGCAGCCCCUCCCCAGCACCCCCCUCCCUGGAUCUCCGGGACAGCCCCAGUCCUCCCCCCGAGCUUCCAGUACCCAGACUGGUGCAAACCGCAUGGCACUACACCUCAGGGAUGUCACAGGGGAUUCCACAAGCCCUUUGCUCACAGCAUUGCCUGCCACGGACAGCGCUUUUGGAGCUGCUGGGAGCAGCAGCGUGGCUGCAGAAAACCCGAGGUCUGGUAUCCGAAGGGCAGCGCCCGGCUCUGCAGUUCAUCCCCCAGCCUCGGCACCCUCCUCGGUGGCCCCAGCGUGGGGACGUUUCCUCGGGCCUUCCACGGAGCGCCGGCUCGCCCCUUCUCGCCCAGCUCCGGAAAGCACUGCCGCGGGUGAGCUUGCCAUUGGAAGCAGCUACCAGCCGUCCGACGUCUCGGCCACGGAGAGGAGAGUUUCGGAUUUCCCCACCACCAGUACCUCUGUUUCCGGAAAGCCCCCGAGGUCUGCCACAGGCAGCAGCCGAUGGGCAGCAGAAGUCUCCACGUCCAGCAGUGGCAUGUACAGGACCUUGGGCACGAUCCGAUCCUCGUCUGCGUCUUCUGUGAGAGAGAUCUACGGAGUUCGUGGGUCCAGAGAAACCACGGAUUUCACGGAGCAGGUGGCAGACCCUUCGUUAACACGCUCUCACUCUCCUUCGGAAGAUCCUUCCCCAGCUACUGGAAGCAGCCAUGUGUCAUUCAGUAUCCUGUCAACAGAGAGAAGAACCGAUUUCCCCACCACCAGUACCUCUGUUUCCACAACAGCCACCAAGGGCGGAGGGAGGACGUUAAGGUCAUCAGCCCUCCAGACAUACCCAGUCCUCUUUACUGGUACCGAAACCAUCAGCUCUCCAGACCAUACCCAGUCCUCUUUGGGAGCCCAGGGUGGUGGCAGAGGUGCCACCAUGUCGUCCAUGGACCCGUUGCUCACAGGCUCGCCGUCUGCUUCGGAAAGUGCUUCUCCAGUGGAAGGGACCUCAGCUGUGGGAGGACGCCUGCGCGAUGCUCCUCUCACCGGUACGCCCAGCUCAAUGAUAGCCACCAGCGGUGGGGAGAGGAGCCCAGUGCCCGUGUCAGACACCCACGCAGCAUCCAGCGCGGCAGGGAACUCUGCUCCUGCUCUGCCCUGCACCAGCUCCUUGGACGUGGUCCUUCUGCCAUCCUCAUCAGCAACAGAGCCUGGGAGGCAGAGCGAUGUUUCGCAGAGCGGUGCCAGACUCAGUGAGCUUCCAACGAAGCCGCUGCCUGCAUUUUCUCCCAGCAUUUCAGUGCCUUUGCCUUCACCAAGUGCUUCAGAGAGAGGAAGAAGAGUUUCUGGUGCUCCUACUGAGACCAUGUAUGUCUCGACCACACUCUCCAGCCACAAGGAGGGAACAUCUCAGGCUGCAGCUAACCACGGCAUGUGGAGCACAGCAGUGGAAAGCCCCACGUCUCACCCAGACACGGCCGGGGAGCUCCGCACUGGCCUCUUCUUGUCUUCCACGGCAUGGCCUGGAGCGGGACACAUCUCGUCCAGCCAAGCAGGGUACCCAGAGCCCAAGGUCACCCUUUCAUCCAGGGUCUCCACCUACUUCUCAGCUGCUGGUGAACCUUCCACCGUGAGCAGCAGUCAUCACUCCCUAAGCAGCUUGAGUGCCGAGGAAAGGAUGUCCAGCCCCAUCAGUGAUCCUGCGUACAGUUCAUGGAUGUCUGCUGGUGGUGGAGAGAGGACGCUGCACUCGGUGACAGACGGCGCGCUGGCUGGUGGCACGGAGAGCUCCGCUUCCUACACCGAAACCACCAGCUCUCCAGGGCCGGCUCAGCCGGUGUCGGUGGAGCAGAGUGGGACGGCCAAUGCCUCCACCAGCAGCGGGGGCUUUGCAGGAUUUGCGACAGAGACACUCUUCACACAUUCUUCCAAGAUACCCACUUACUCUUCUUUCCAAAACGAUCUCACAAGCUUUUCAAGUAGCCAUCAGCCAAUCAGUAGCAUCGACGCUGAGAAAAGGACCUCGGUUUCUCAUACGGAUGGCACUUACAUUUCAACUACAUAUACCAGAGGAGGAGAAAGGACCCUCCUGUCUAUCUCGAAUAGCAGCACCUCUGCUGACUCCUCAGAAAGUUCCACCUUUUUUUCUGAAAUUACCAACCCUUCUGAUUCAUCAAAAUCUUCUGUGGCACAGGACAGGAGGAGCAACGUAUCCAGCGAUGGCGAUUUUGUUGAACCAUCUACAGAGCCACUGCUGGUACACUCUUCCAAAUUGUUGACUUCUGCUUCUGCAGGCAGCGUACAAAAUACAACUGUCUUCAACACUGACUCUGAGCUGUUGACCACUGGCAGAUCAUCUCUAUCUUCAUCAGCAUUUCCAGCCUCUUCCUCACUGUCAUCGCUGCAUCACUCACUGUCAUCAACACCACCACCAACUUAUCUGUUUACAUCAUCAGAAUCAUCUGAGCCAUUCUCGUCCUCUGUGAUGGCAUCUUCACCCCCUCUGCAGGCUUUGUCAUCCUCCUUGCCCACUUCCUCGUUGCUUUCCCCAUCUUACUCAUUAGCAUCUUUAUUGCCUCUGUUUUCGUCACCAUCAUCCGUCUCACAGUCCAAUGAUAGUGAUCAAGCAAGCACCUCUGUAGCUACAACUGUGGUCAGGCAGGUGCCCUCCACAGCCGCUGUGGCUGGGAGCUCGCCCAGAGGGACCAACAAGCACAAUGUCACGCACCAGCCCCAAAACAGCACCACCUUCACCUCCACCGGGUCUCCUCUCCCUACGGCACCCAUGGAGCAGCUUGGUGGACACAUCAUGUCCGUGUCUGCUCCUGCGAUGGUAAUGGGGACUGCCUCACCAAGAGCUGCCACCAGCCAGGAAGGCAGCUUCGGGAAGGCAACGCCACUGCUCACCACAGCCAGCGAUGCCCCACGGGCUGGGCUGACGGAUGCACCCCUUAGUCCCUCACCAAGUGCAACAAACCACAGCGUCAUUGUCCCUGCGGUGGCACUGACCACGGUGAAACCUUCUGUGCUGACAACACUGGCCAGUCGCUGGCCAACCCCAGGUGAUGCUAGCACCAUGAAAGCCCACAGAGCUCAGACGCCCACUGCCACUAAGCACGUGUAUACCACUGGUGAAAGCACAGAAGCUGUGGAUCCCACCACUGCAAGGCCUGGUAAAGUCACUGAGGAAAAUGUCCCUGUUACGAGUCCUUCUGAAGCCCCUCCAACCAGCAAGACCACUGUGAGCAUUGCAACUACUUUGGCUGCUGCCAAACCAACCACCGUUCCUCCAUCAAGUAGCACAGCCGGGCUGAGGAUGUCAUCUCCAGCAACAGAUGUGGAUAAAUGUCUUUCCAACCCUUGUCCUGCGCUGGCCACCUGCAACAACACCCAUGGCUCCUAUAUCUGUCAGUGUCCUCUUGGAUAUGAGCUGGAAAAAGGAAAGUGCAAUUUAGUAAGAAUAUUUAUUGGCCAGGUCCCCCUGAAACUUAACAUUACCCAUGGGAAGUACGCAGAGCUCCUCCACGUUGAGGGUGAAAUCCUGGCGAUGCUCAAUGCAUCGUUGUCGGGCUUGCCGGGGUACCACCACUCCACAGUUAAGGUGACCAGGGAGGCAAAUUUUGUGCAUGUUUCAGUGCAAUCCACGUUCUCUUUAGCAUCCAACGUGACUUUCUACGACGUUGUCAGCAGCGUGAAAAGCUACAUUCGAGCUUGCAAAUACCCUACCGAAGCCUGCCAGUUCAUCUCCAGCCUGAAACCGCUCCACAGAGUUGGCAGCUUGUGCAAGCAGAAAGACCCCGAAUGCGACAAGGAAACUUCUGAAUGCACCGACUUUGAUGGAGUCGCGCUCUGCCAGUGCAAAAGUGGGUACUUCAAAUACAACAAGAUGGACCACUCCUGCAGAGCCUGUGAAGAUGGAUAUAAGCUGGAAAAUGAGACCUGUGUGAGCUGCCCGUUCGGCUUAGGUGGAUUCAACUGUGGAAACCCAUAUCAGCUCAUCACUGUGGUGAUCGCAGCUGCAGGAGGGGGACUUCUGCUUAUCAUGGGCAUAGCACUGAUUGUCACCUGCUGCCGGAAGAAUAAAAAUGACAUAAGUAAACUCAUUUUCAAGAGUGGAGAUUUCCAGAUGUCACCAUAUGCUGAAUACCCAAAGAACCCCCGGGCACAGGAGUGGGGCAGAGAGACCAUCGAGAUGCAAGAGAACGGAAGCACCAAGAACCUGUUGCAGAUGACAGAUGUGUAUUAUUCGCCAACUGGACUGAGAAAUCCUGAACUGGAAAGAAACGGACUUUAUCCUCCCUACACUGGUUUGCCUGGAUCUCGACAUUCAUGCAUCUACCCUGGACAAUACAAUCCAUCCUUCAUUAGUGACGAAACCAGAAGAAGAGACUAUUUUUAGCAGGGAGUGGAGAGGGAGUGCAAGAUUGACACAGUUUUGUGGCCCCUGAUCUCCAGGUACAAUCUGUCACCUGGGUAGUUCAGCCCACAUCAAUCUUACUCUUCCCAUUUAACAGGAAGGCCUUUGAACUCCACGCUGAGCGUUGCUGCCCUGAGGAACGGUUACACUUGCUGAGCAGCAGAGAGGAGGAGGAGGAGGAGUGAACGGCUCAAGGUGCACAUCACUAAAAGACCCAGACAGAAGUUAACACAUGUACUCCGGAUUUGUUCUGUGCUGCUUCUUCACUCUUUGCGCUACAUGGCAAGCAUGGAUCAGUACAGGCAGAUGAACUGUGCCCAGCACUCUGCAUUGAAUACCACUAGGAAGUGUUUUGUUUACAGAUCUUGUUCACGGUUGACUGUGCUUGUCUUCUUAGCUAACCUUCCUGCAAAGAUUCACUGUGCCACUCCUUUUAGUAGCGCAAGUUUGCCCACUUCCUUUUCCAUUGCUGCAUUGUUUUCUGCUUCAUACGUGACAGGGAAGCUGGCUGGUCCUCUGGCCCUCACCUUCUUACUGGUAGAAGUUCUUCAGAUGGCUGGGUCCUUGCUGAAGCCUGGUACCUGGCAAUGUUGGCUGAAUUCAUGGGUUGAUCGUCUCCAAGGAGUACGGGAAAGUUAGUCAUACCACUGCAAUUCUAACUGAAAAAAAGACACAGUUGAUCCUAUGCGCCGCUUUGAAAACUUCCUGUAUAUAGGGAAGAGUCCGAGUAUGUUGUUGUUUUGUCAGCCAGCAUCGUUCAGAAGUGAUGCCACUCCACGUCAUCAUAGCGCUUCCAUAUAGGAUCUUACGGGGCUCUGUUUCCCUGCAGGGAUUUAAAUGCCUGUAGAAACAGUAAUAUAAUGUUAAAUAGUUGCUCACAGGGAAGAACAUGAGCUGGGAAUUCAGCCUGCUCUUUACAAGGAAUCUGGGAAGGAGCAAUAAUGCUAUAGCCCUGGCUGGGCAGGUGGAACGUGAAUUCUGGGCACUGCAGGUGGGACAUAGCUUUCAAGCCUCCACAGCCCACCUUGACGUCAGUAGGAGCUGUGGAGUCUUUCAGUACAUUGGAAAAUAAGGCUCACUGCAGUCAGUUGCAUUUAAGGGAGAGAAAACCAUGAUGCUUUCAAUCCCAGCGGAACAAAGAUCACUUAUAUUGAAGUGUUUUGCUUUCCUCCACCCUAGUUUCAAGUGAUUCAGACCAGGCAGGUUUCCUCACCUAGGUGUGUUACUUCAUAUUAAUCACUUCAGCAAAAGCUGAAGAAUGUAAGUUACUACGUUUCUCACCAAAGAUCAGAUUGAAAGCUCAUGGACUGUAGUCUGACCUGAGCUGGGUGUUGAAAGAGAUCUUAUUAAUGAAGUAUAUUUACCGCUUAUCUUUACUUCAAUCUUAACCUGAGUCAUCCAAACCCUGUCCAGAUACAGGGUCCAGAUACGGAUCCUUCCCCUGAAUGUGACUGUGCUUUUACUUCAAGGUGGCUGCUUGUAUGAGGAUAACAAACAGCACAAUUCCUUAGCCAUUAACCCACCAUCUCUGUAGUGCAUACAUAAACUAGUUUCACUGAAGGACACAUAUCCUCUGAUAUUCCCUUCUCCCCUGCAGUGCUCGAAAAGACACAGUGCCUACAAGUAAGUUCAUAAGGUAGCUUGGCUCACCGAAGCACUGAGGACCAUGGGAUGCAUCCCCCAAAGUGCCUAACCCCAAGUGAGAACUGCAGUUCAGAUGCUGAUGUGUUGUGUAGUUGCUCACCGGAGGCAAACCUGGAGUGACGAGGAGCCCUCCAUCAGGGAGCAGGUAGCAGUACUUGCGUCCUAUAGAUGCUGUGAGUCCCUAGAUCCUUUCCAAGCACUUUGAAGGCUGUUGUAUUCCCUAUCAAAAGUGAGCAACAGCUACCCAGAGGAAGGGGAGCUAGCACUAGGCAGUCAGCUGCAUGGGCUAAGAGGUUUCUGGUCCCUGCUCACAUUUACUUCUAUUUUCUCAAAACUGCAAGGCAGGAAAGGCACCACAAAUGUGCUUGAGAACACAUAGUUUGGUGGACCAGCUAUAGCACACGAACACAGUGUCUUUUUAUGCCUCACCCCUUAUCUACUAUGUAGAAACAGCAGUGUGGGCUUGCAGAAAAACAGAACUUUAUGGAUGCCUAGGGCAGUAUGCUUUGCACUUACAUGAUCUUAUGGUGGCGAUGCAUGCAACUUCAUGUCUGCCUGGGAAGUACAGCUGCCUAAGGAGCUAUAUUUAAGGGAAACUCUAGUUACAGUAUCCAAAAUAGUGUAACAGGUAAAGCACAGGAACUAGCUGUUCCCUGCCAUGUUGAUCAGUGUUUCUAGUCCAUGAAUGAUGUUCUUCUCCCGUUCUUUAGCAGCCAAUAUGUUAAUUACACAGGAUCCAUUGGAUGAUGUGAACUAAGGGCUUGACUCUGCUUUGCUGUGGGAUCCUUCAAAGAGGACGUUGGCAGGGUCGUUUCUGUGCGGGUGAGUUGCCUCUGGUUUUCAGAGUGCCUAGGACAGAAAGGACUGCCUUUCCCAUGCUAUGGAGGAGGGUUUUGUUUGUGUUACAAAAGAAAGGGGGAAGCUGGGAUUCAUGCUAAAUCUAAAUCCAAAGCAUAUAGGUGAGCACUGGGCUCUGCCCCUAUUUACUAGUGUCCCAGCAAUGAUGGUAGGAUUUAACCACAUGCCAGCAUUUCAUCAGAUCAGGAAGAGUUUAGGCACAUGCUUAUAGGCAAAUAUGUUCAAUUGCUUGGUUAGUUCAAAGGCUGGGAAAUGUUCCUGCAUGUGCGAAGUACAAAGGACAAAUUAGGAAAUAUCAACUCACAAUUGCAGAUCAAUCCUUCUAUAUAAAGAGUAACAUGGACUAUAUGAACAAAACUCCUGGUCUAUAUCUCACAGCAAAUUGCAAAUUGCAGGGGAUUUGAGUGGAAAUGAGAUAGGACUGUUCCUAACUGAGAUCACACAAAAGUUUGCAAGUAAUUAAUUUUCAGUUCUUAAUGAUCUUCAAAUUCUUCUUCAUGCUGUACCUGGAGUGAAAGGGUCUCAGUAAACCCAGCAGGGUCUCCUGAGGGAGGACUGUAAAACUUGGCCUUUUCCAAAAGAGAGAACUUUAUUGCACUGAAAUUUUCUCUCUGCCAGAGCAGGUAAACAUUGGGAAAUUUCUUAUGAGAAUGUAUCCAUUGCAGCCUGACCUUCCUUUUAGCUUUGGUAAGAAGGGAGUCAUGGAGCCAAUGCAUAGUCCACAGGAGGAGGAAAAUGGUCUCUCCUGACCUGCAGCGCCUUCUCUGGGUGUCCUAGGAGGCCUCGCUCGGCAGGCAGAAGAGGAUUUAGGCAGGUGUCAGCACCAGGGUCAGUGCAGGUGCUUUCCCGCGUGGCGUGGUGACCGAUCCAGGGAGUCUUUGCGGAGCCAGCAGAUGCAACCCAGGGCAGUUCAGCCCCUGGGUCUCCACCAGCCCAGCCACUCCCCGUGCUGUGAUGCUUCUGUCUUCACCCAAGCCCCACCGGCUCCCAGCUCCACUAGGGCAGAAGGGGUGGGUGCAGUGCAGUGUGUUUUGCCACAAUUUAUGACAGUUAUUUUAUUGCAAUUAUUUACUACCACGUCCCAGCAGCAAUGGGCUUGCCUGGCCACAGCAGGGAUGUGACCUGUUUCUGUGCAGCUUGCCUCUGUUAAAGGUGCCACCGGGAUCCUCUCUGUCUGCUUCCAUCUCUGCCAUAAACUAAGCACCCUCUGGCAGUGGAGUGGGGUUUGUCGCUCCUGUCGGAUGUGAGAGGGGUCUUCACAUGCCCUCAAGCCCACUUUCAAAUGUAGAUGCCUCUCUUUUCAGUACCUAACUCCCCGUAGGAUGUCUAAAUUAAUGCAGCUUAUUUCUCAGACUAUUUAGUUUACUUUUAGCUACCCCAAAUUGCAAAUUUUGACCACACUGGAUGUUUUUGCCAAGGGGAAUUGCUCUCUACUGUCCAAGAGGAUAAGAUAGAAGUGGCAUGUUGCUUGUAAGGAGGAUGCAAGUGGUUCAGCCAGAUGUGGGGAAAGGAAGAAAAACUACACCAACACUGCACAGAAACCUGCUCUUGCUCCUGGCUGCUGUGGAAAGCUGGGGGAGCAGUCAGCAAGGGCCCAUGGGCAGUUGUGUGGGUGUAUUUUCUAUUAACUUUGGAAAAAAUGCUAAUUCUGUUGCUUGAUAGGAAAAGAUGUGGGAGGCACACAUUUGCUGCUAUGGUGCUCUGCCAAUUGUGCUGACAAAAGCCCCUCACCCACAGAAAUACCCCCAGCAGCCAGCCUAGGAGAGGCAGCCCCAGUGAACAGAGCAGCAAAACGCAGAUUUGAGGGAUCAUUCAAAAGGGAGGCUCAUAUGCGCAGCCUUCCUGUGUCCCUGCCAUGCACCGCUGCUCGCCCUGGCCAGCCCUUCCAGCUGCACUGGAAAAAUCAGGGACCUUUUGCAUACUGUUGAAACCUCACAGCACUGAAUUGGGCUAUAUGAGGAAAAAACAGGACAGGGGCAUUUUGAUGCCCUUUGCCCUCCACAUUUAAAGCAUUAGGUAACACAGCAGCAAUGAAUCUCAUUGCUGUUGCGGCAUUUUCCAUAAAUCCCACUGUCACGGUCAUGUACUGAGUCACCCCUUGUGACCAGCCUUCUGAAAGGUAUUUGCCUCCACACUGAGUGGUAGUAAAAGGCCUUAAAAAAUAGCAAUUAAUGACAGUUAGAGAGAGGUGUUUGUCAUUGCGAAAUUGUUUGUACCAAUACUUGUAAAGGUUUUUUGCCAGGACCUGAGUGAGCAGCAGAGCGGGUUUGGACAUUGCUGCGGACACGCCAAGUGCUUCCCACUUGUCUCUAAUGCUGGUCAAUGGCCAUGUCUGUUCCAAAUCCAGCUGGACUUCUCAUUCCCUCAUAGUGAUGUUUAAUCUUUAGUUUUCUUCCUUAAAUUAGCAAGAACGGAUGCAUUUUACUUAAAUGCUCUUCCUAUGCUGACUAAUGUUUUUUCCUCUUUACACACAAAGGACCUAAUCCAGCAUCCAUUGUAGUGACCGGGCUAACUCUCCCAUGGACAGUAAUGAAGUUUUUUUUAGGCCUGGAUUAUUCCACCACCAGGGUCACCUGUGUGUAGUACAUGCUUUCCUGUGGCUCUGUGUUCUGCCUAUUUCUGUGAUACUGUUGCUGCCUUUCCAUGUUGUAUUUAUUUUUUAAAAGUAUACUUAUUACUGUAGCAGGACCUGUAUUAUGUGAGAUUGAACAAAACAGGUUCAAGAUCUGAAACACUUUCCUGAGAAGAGAAUGAAUAUGAAUUUUGUGAAGUUGUUUUACUGAUCAACCAACCUGUUUCCUGUUGUGUAAGAUCUUCUAGGGUCGUAGAGGUGCUUUCUGCAGUUGCAGAUAAGAACUACUCGUCAGUUCACUCUUACUUGUCCCUUCAGAAAUUAAGCAAGAUCUCCCAGUUUUGAAAGGGUUAUGCACUGUGUGCUUGUAAGAUUUUGGGAGCUUUGCAAUGUGUAUUUAAUUCUUUGUUCCCUUGAACUGCUGAAAUUGAAAAGCAGGACAGAAAUCCAUGAAGGGGUAAGAAAUUAAAAAAAAAAAAGAAAGGAAUAUGCUUACUUGUUUUGCAGAAGUAAACAUCUAAAGAGAGUGUGGCUUCUGUACUGUAAAGUCAUAUGUGGGAUGACACCUCUUCUGUGUCUAGUUUGUGUUGCAUGAGUGUAAUAUCCUUGUUGAGGGAAAACCUAGAGAGGGUGCCUGAUGUUCCUCAAAAGUAGUAUGCUAAGUUCCCUGGUCUUUAUUCUGGUAAAAUGCUAGAAGGGAUAGGAGUCUUGCUCGGGUUAAUGACCACAGCAGGCAGCCCCCAGAUCUGCAAAAUGCUACAUGGAAAAGUCCUGUGGAAUACAGUAAAAACUGAUCACUUCUCCUGAACAAUGCCAUAGAAUUUGCCUGACAUAAAAGGUCUCCAAUGAAAUCUGCUAGGAUGGGUUUACUUUAAAGAAAAAAAAAAAGCAACAAACCAACAGAAUAAAUAUUUAAUAGUUUCCUUUUUUAAGGAAAUUCUGUUAAACUCAGUCAUUUGUUUUAAGCCCUGUUAAAUUCUACAGGACUUUCUCCUAACAGAAGGUCAAACUUGGUGUGUAAAAUCAUAAUGGUUUAUUUGAGCAGCUUUCAGAAUUGCAGUAGUAAAGCUCACCUGUUGUGAGCUCUAUUUCAAAAGGUAAAUAUUCAGCAUUUGUUUGUGCUUCUGUUAUCAACCUGAAUGUAAACCUGCUUUAUGUUCUUGACAUUGCCCUGUUUCCUUCCCUGUAUCUCUGAAUGUUUGCUUCCAAGUUGCUGGGGUUCUGAGGACAUUUUCCAAACCAGUAUUAUUUAAAGUUGUAUCAUAUUUUCAGCCUCCACUAAUUAUACAGUACUGUAGUAGCAAAAUAUAAUUUUUAAGGAUUGGAUUAUUUUUAUACCUGCAUCCAAUAUUAUUAAAUCUGGCGUUCUAGUCAGUAUUAUAAAAGGAUACAAUAAAACUAAGAAUAUUA
Molecule: messenger RNA, 11608 nt
Organism: Aptenodytes forsteri (emperor penguin)
Lineage: Eukaryota; Metazoa; Chordata; Aves; Sphenisciformes; Spheniscidae
Gene: HEG1
Product: heart development protein with EGF like domains 1
Biological process (GO): heart development
Molecular function (GO): calcium ion binding
Source: RefSeq, a predicted model, not a curated record